AUGUAUGGUCCGAUGAAAGAUAGCAGUAGCAAUGAGUGGAGGAUAAGAACGAAUAAUGAACUAGGACUACUUUUCCAGAAACCAAAUAUAUUGGAGACAAUAAGGAGUAGAAGACUAAAGUGGGCUGGACAUGCGUGGCGCAGUCAGAAUCCCUUGCUAUGUAUAGUGUUAGAGAAGGAUCCAGCUGGGAAGAGACCUUUGGGAAGUCCUCGUAUGAGAUGGGAAGAUCUGGUUAAAAAAGAUGUAAGUGCCUUAGGUGGAGGAUCAGAUUGA
This is a messenger RNA of Cinara cedri, 273 nucleotides long. The record is from the annotation of a GenBank genome assembly. NCBI's taxonomy places the organism in Eukaryota, Metazoa, Arthropoda, Insecta, Hemiptera, Aphididae.